CUCCACUUUACGAAAAAGCAGAAGUAACGGCACUGUCUUGAUCGGACAAAUCGGUGCGAACAGACUCCCCGCUCUCUCUCUCCCCCCGCGGUGUAGGAGCGAGUGCGGCCGAUGCGGAGCAGACUGAAGCGUCUGGAAGCUCGUGUCCAGUUAAAAUCCUCCGCUGUUUUAGUAUAUGUGGAGCCCAAGCGACACUUCUAUGAGAUUCCCCGCUGAACGAGACGAAGUUUGCUUGUUUUCCUAAACCGGGGGUGCUGGGGAGAGUCGAGAGGGCGAAAGAUGGUUUUGAACAGCCUCCAGUACGUCCUGGUUUGCCUGUGCUUGGCUUCUUUUUUCUCGUCUUGUCUGUGCAAAGCUCGGAUUUACACCAACCACUGGGCUGUCCGGAUACCCGGCGGACCCGAGCAGGCUGAGCAUAUCGCCAUUAAAUAUGGUUAUAGAAACCUGGGUCAGAUUGGUGACCUGAAGGACUACUACCAUUUCUUCCACAGCCGGACGAUAAAAAGGUCGACGAUUUCCAGCAGAGGCACACACAGCUUCAUCACCAUGGAGCCAAAGGUGGAGUGGCUUGAACAACAGGUUGUGAAGAAGCGAAUAAAGCGAGAUUACAAACCUUCAUAUCCCAGUCAGUCCAGUCUGGCCCAGUCCAACUCCAUUUACUUCAAUGAUGCCAAAUGGAGCAGUAUGUGGUAUAUACACUGUAAUGAUAAUAUCCAUAACUGCCAGUCUGACAUGAAUAUCGUGGGUGCCUGGAAGAGAGGAUAUACAGGGAAGGAUGUGGUGGUUACCAUACUGGAUGAUGGGAUUGAGAGGAACCACCCGGAUCUUAUACAGAACUAUGAUAAUGAGGCCAGUUAUGAUGUGAACGGGAAUGACAUGGAUCCCAUGCCACGAUAUGAUGCCAGUAAUGAGAACAAGCAUGGCACGAGAUGCGCUGGUGAAGUGGCAGCAUCCGCCAAUAACUCUCACUGCACAGUGGGCAUCGCUUACAACGCCAAGAUCGGGGGUGUCCGCAUGUUGGAUGGAGAUGUGACAGACAUGGUAGAGGCCAAAUCGCUGAGUCUCCACCCUCAACACAUAGACAUUUACAGUGCCAGCUGGGGUCCAGAUGACGACGGCAAAACCGUGGACGGGCCCGCCUCCCUCGCCAGACAGGCCUUUGAAAAUGGCAUCCGACUGGGCAGAAAGGGGCGGGGCUCUAUCUUCGUGUGGGCUUCAGGAAACGGUGGGCGGAGCCGUGAUCACUGUUCAUGUGAUGGCUACACUAACAGCAUCUACACCAUCUCCAUCAGCAGCACUGCAGAGAGCGGCAGCAAACCCUGGUAUCUGGAAGAGUGUGCCUCCACCCUCACCACCACCUACAGCAGUGGAGAGAAUUACGACCGCAAAAUCAUCACCACAGAUCUGAGGCAGCGAUGCACAGACAGUCACACAGGAACAUCAGCUUCAGCUCCCAUGGCAGCGGGGAUCAUUGCUCUCGCUCUAGAGGCAAAUUCUUUCCUGACGUGGCGAGACGUGCAGCACAUUGUAGUGAAGACAUCUCGUGCCGGGCAUCUCAGUGCUCCCGACUGGAAAACCAACGCAGCUGGUUAUAAUGUCAGUCACCUGUAUGGCUUUGGGCUGAUGGACGCAGAGGCCAUGGUGAAGGAGGCAGAGCGCUGGAAACAGGUUCCCUCUCAGCACAUCUGUGUAGAGAAUGCCGACAAACAGAUCAGAACAAUUCGUCCAGAACACGUCGUCCGGUCGGUGUACAAGGCAACGGGGUGCACGGAUAAUGCAAACAAUCACGUUAUUUAUUUAGAGCACGUUGUUGUACGUAUAACUAUUACACACCCACGAAGAGGAGACCUGUCAAUCAACCUCACCUCUCCAUCGGGGACGAAAUCGCAACUGCUUGCCAACAGGUUGUUCGAUCACUCUAUGGAGGGCUUCAAGAACUGGGAAUUCAUGACCACUCACUGCUGGGGAGAGAAAGCCGCUGGUGAUUGGAUACUGGAGAUCUAUGACUCUCCCUCUCAACUUAGAAGUCAGAAAGCACCAGGCAAGCUGAAAGAGUGGUCGCUGGUGCUUUAUGGCACCUCCGUGCACCCGUACUCGUUCCGCAGCGACAAGCCUCGGUCACUGGCCGAGUCUCAACCUGAGGAAGAAUAUAGUGAGGAAUAUGUUGGCCCCUGCCACCCAGAGUGCGGGGAGAACGGAUGUGAGGGUCCGGGACCUCAGCAGUGCAUCACCUGCCUGCACUACUUCCUCAAGUUCAAGAACAACACCAGGAUGUGUGUGCCCGAGUGUCCGCCUGGAUUUUUCCGGGACGAUAAGAAGCGCUGUAAGAAAUGCUCUCCCCUGUGCGAGUCUUGCGUUGGCAGUCGCAGCGAUCAGUGUUCCACCUGCCGGUCGGGGCUGUACCUGAUGGAGGGAGCCAACACCUGCGUCAGCUCCUGCCCAGAUGGCUUCUACCUGGAUCUCGAUUCCAGUAUGUGUCGAAAAUGCAGCGAGAACUGCAAGAAAUGUACCUCAGCGAACAUUUGCACAGAAUGCAAGACUGGGCUCAGUCUACAGGGAAAUAAGUGCCAGUUGAGCUGUGAACCUGGCACCUAUUAUAAUGGGCACAGACGGCUGUGUGAAAAAUGCCACCCUACUUGUGCCACCUGUGCAGGAACGGGCAUGGAAGCGUGUAACGAGUGCGCUCUGGGCUUUUACUUCGAGGAGUGGCGCUGCGUCUCCAGCUGCAGUGUGGGAUAUUAUUUGGCAGAACAGACGACGGAUAAUGGAGAUGUCCAGAAAUCUUGUCAGAAAUGUGACCCCACCUGUUUCGUGUGCACGGGUCCAGGAGAGAGAAACUGCAGCUCCUGUGUGAGCGGCUAUAACCUGGAGAACGGCGUGUGUCUCGUCAGCACUGUUUGCAGAGAUGCAAAUGAAGAAUCAUGGGCUGAGGGGAGUUUCUGUGUGCUUGUGAAAAAGAACAAUCUGUGCCAGAGGAAGGUUUUGCAGCAGCUCUGCUGUAGAACGUGUUCACUAAAGGGCUGAAGGAACCGCUCCGGCUACACUCGCCGCUCGCGUUCCGCUAAUUUAUAUUCCAUAUGAGAACCUCUAAUACGGGACUACAUCGUGAGGUCUCUCGAUGCCAGAACUACAACAAACCUACCUUUAUCUGUGUGUGUGUGUGUGUGCGUGUGAAGCUGUCAGGGUGGUGCGACUGGGAUCCGUAAUAAACAACAAAUCAUACAUGUCAGAAUUUUGUGACCAAAGCAUGGAUGCCAAAUUUUUUUAAAUCUUUUUUUGUUUUGUUUCCGUUUUGGGUCCGAGGAAGACAUGCUGGUGUUGACUUGCGCUUCAUUUUUCCACAAGUACAAUGAAAGCGAUGAUCAAAGCCGGUUGUGCACAAUCUGAAUAAAUGACUCUCAGACAACCUCUAAGAGUUUCAGCAAGACCUUUAUAAGUAUAUGGGAGAAUAAUAAUCCAUAGCACAGGUUCACUCAUUGACUGGUACGAGGUACAGCAGGUACUUCCUGAAAGUGAUGAGUGUUGUAUUGACACGAAUGACCUGGUAGUGCGCAGUGAUGUACGUCAUGACGUCCUCUCACUGUUCAAACAUUCUUCACCUCAGGCCGUUUUUGUGUGUGCGUGCGUGAUUGAGAAAUACUUCAUGGAAACCUAAUCGUAACCGCAGGUGUUAGCGUAGCUCGGAAGAUAAGACUUGACUAAAGUUAGUGAUGCCUGAAAUGGGGUGCGAAACACUUUUUUUUCAUUCUUUUUUAUCUUACCAGACCAUCAUAAUAUAUCCUUAAAAUGUUUGUUUUUUUAAUCCCUAUAGACUUGUAUCUCCAAUUCAUAAACCGGUGUUAAAAUUAUAACCUGUGAAAAUUUUCAGUGGUUUUACGUUCUUACGUUUCCCUCUGUGGCUAUUUCUGCUCCAUUGAUUCAUCAUGCGUAUUAAAAAUUGAAACGGUUCUGUUUUAAUGGCCGCCUAAAAUAGUUCAUUAUUCCAGGUAUUUAUACGUAUGAGAGAUGGUCAUGAUGAUGGAGUAAAAUGACAUCAUCCUUUUAUUUAGUCAUGACUGGUGCUAUUGAUGUAUUGGAACUGUUUGGACUGUGUACAAUGAAAAGGGAUGUUGCAUUAUUAAAUUCACAUUUGUGUCCAAUCCAGUGAUGCAAACCAACAAAUAUUUAUCAAUGCAUUGUUUUUUUGUCCUAGUCCAAAUUUUUGCGAUGCAUAUUACACAUGGCCGUAUCCUGAAAUAAGGGAGAAGCAUUACAUUUAAAUCGGAAACGAGGUGAAAUGUUUAGUUUUACUAAUAAUACUACACAACACCAUUGGAUUCUACAUUCAUUAAGGACAUGUGUGACCAAUCCACUUCUGCUCAAUGUUAAGGGGAUUUCUGUGUCUUUUAUUUAUGAAUGAUGUGGAUUCAGAUGACGUAGCCUUUUAUUUAUGAAAAAGAUUUAUAAAUGCUCAUGUAGGUGAAAUGAGGUGAGUGUGGUGGGAUGGGAUUGUCCAACCACGCUCAUCGUGUAUUCAAAACGUUGUAGUACGAUUCCUGCGGUACACUCAACAUCACCUAACUAAUGUUAUAUAGGAUUACGUGAAAUGUUCAAACGUGUUAUAUUUACUCUGGUCAUGUUUUUUUUUUCUUAUUGUAUAUAUGUAUUUUUAUCACUAUUAACCUUAUAAAUAUAUUUUGCACCCACGGUCAAUUGAUACGGGGAGGGGGGUGAUCCAAGUUUUUUUCAAAUUUGUUUUACAUUUCUGUUUUUAGCCAGUUGCCACGAACGGUUAGUCUAGAUGAAGAUUUGUUGUAGUCAGGGCCAGGGAAAAUGUUUUAUGUAGAGAAGACUGGGAAAACAAAUGGUUUACUGAUCUUUUUAUUAAUGAACUUUAAAAUAAAAACAAGACUCCAGAGAGAUUAUAUGAGACUUUUGUUUGCUCUUUUAGAUACUUCGCUUAAAAAAUUAGUUGCUUUUGCAGAAUAUAGUUUAAUUAAUGGUUUGCAGAAUAUGUCUGUGCCAUGGGCAUCUCCGAAUCCGAUACCUCAUUCCAUGUGGCUUGUUAUGAAAAGGUAUGUUGUAAUGCUGGGUUCACACCAAACGCGAACAAUCGCGUUCCACGCUCUUUAUUACUCGCGGGGAAAGUUAGUUAUUUUCACAUGAGUGACGCAAGCUGACAGAUAUUUUCAAUUUGCGCGGCAUGAGGAGAUUGGCGCGUGUUCGCGGCAAUCGCGCCGCCCGAUUUGAGUCAUUUGAAUCGCCUGCUGCGAUUUCGCGUCUUUGCAUCGCCUGUAUAUGUAAUUUACUCGUGCAAAACGCUUAAUUCGCGUUUGGUGUGAGCCCCCUAUUACUGUACUAAAUUGACUAAUUUACAAAAUUUUUGAGCGAUUAAAACAAAUGAUUAAAGACUGAAGGAAGGACUUGAGCCAUGUCUAAGACCUUGGGGAUGGACUCGUUUGAAAUCUAUAAAGAUGUAAUGCUGGGUUCACACCAAACGCGAACAAUCGCGUUCCACGCUCUUUAUUACGCGCGGGAAAAGUUCAUUAUUUACGUGUGAGUGACGCGAUCUGACAGAUAUUUCAACCUUCGCGAAAAACAAUAUUGAUGCUCGUUCGCGGCAAUCGCGCCACCCGAUUUGCGUCAUCGGGUGCCGUGCGAUUUGCGUCACUCGCCUGCCGUGAGUUCGUGUGUGUACGCGUCUUUGCUUUGACUUUGUAUGUAAUUUACUCGCGCAAAACGCUUAAUUCGCGUUUGGUUUGAACCCAGUGUUAGACAAUACACCACUGCUCUCAUUGGCUUUAAUAAAAAUGUUUUGUGGUGUAGUGUUCUUGUGGUGAACCGGUGUGAGAAUGAUUUUCUGCCUCGCCUUGUUUUCUUUACAAAAGGCCCUUUUUGUUCGGAAAAGAACAAUUCAGUAUCUAACCGAGAAGUCUUAUUUGUUGGGGAAGCCACAAGCGCUCGGAUGCUGACAAUACCGUUUGAAAGAGACAAUAUGCGUUCAGCCUUUUGUUUUGACCUGUGACUGAUUCCUUCAAGAAAGGAAUAUUUGCACCCCCCGAGCAACUAUUGUGACUGUCCCCGCGGGUGGAUAACAUGAUAAAGCCAUCACUGUGACUGCUAAACCUGUUUUCAGUUUUUACAUGUCAAACGGCGGUUGUUAUUUGUUUAGUUGAUGUAGGAUAAUUUAGCUCGGGUAGGAGCUGCUGUGACUUUUGCGUUUGUACGGAUGUUUUAUUUAGGUAAGAGUUACAGUCAUGUUGGGUCAUUUGGGACGCGUUGUGUGUGAAUGUUUGGUUCACGAUUAAAUGAAUGGAGUGUGUCCGAGCGUAAGCCGGAGGUCGUAUGAAGGGUCAGUCGACCACGGACCUCCAAGAUUCUUUAUGGUAAAUCUCACAAACACACCGGUCAGUCUGGGGUCAAAGGUCAGCUCAAUAUCUUACGCUUUCUUCACAGUCCCAUGACAUCAUGGUUGAGAUCUGGGACAGGUUUGAAUUCUGAGAACUUAAAAGCUUUAAUGUUGUAUUUAAAUACUUCUUGAUAGUUACUUUAUAUCUUUGAAUUAUAGAUGAGAGUUAAAAAGCUGAGUUUGGGUUUUUAUAUUCUACCUUCACUCUGUUCCUAUGUGAGAUCAAUAUACAGUAUUAGAUAUAUAUAUUUUCUAUCUCAAAAUCAUCUUUUUAUAAAUAUUCAACUUUUCAGAAAGUUAUUUUUAAAGACCUGCUGAUCAUACGGGUGCAGUGUGAAUGGGUUUUAAACCAGGGUUUGGGCUCGCAUGCUUUGUGAGCAUUUUGAUUUAUAAAUCUGGCGUUCUCAUGGUCUUUAAAUCAUCUACAAUCACAAACGGCAUCUGGCCAAAACUUCAUCCAGACGCCUUUCUCAUUAUCUCUAAAGCUCUGAACAUAUGAACUCAGGUAAGCACUUUGGUUUCCUUUUGUAUUUUUCCAUCUUUCCUUCUGGUUCUGAACUGGUUCUGGUUCAGAUGUGCUUUUGUUAAAACAUACAAUAUUUCUGAUGCAGUUGGAAACAUAUAUAUGUAAUAAAUAAAUCAUCAAAAUGUAAAGGCUACGGGUUUAAUACACUUUCAAAUUUGAAGCAUUUAAACUUUGAAAAUGAAUUUGAAAUUUAAUACAUGAAACUGAAAAACAUUAAUAAUGUUACAUGCAACAUAAAAUGACCCCAAAAUGAAUAUUUUAUUUACUCACCCUCGUGUCAUUCAAAACCUGUAUGACUGAAGAUAUGAAGAUAUUUCAAAGAAUUUUUGGGAACCAAAUAACAUUGGAUUCCAUUGUAUAGACAAAAAGCUACUGAAACAUUUCACAAAAUAUCUUCUUUUGUGUUCCACAGAAUGAAGUCAUAAUGACAUGAGGAUGAAUAAAUGCCAUCAUUUUUACUUUUUUAAGGGUGAACUAUAAAAUAAAAAUAUGUUGAUGCAGGUUGUGCCUUGGUAGUUCACCCAAUAGGAUCAAACAGAUGUCAUAUCCUAAAAUAAUCGCCAUACAUCAUUACACCCCAAGUAAAGUUUGAACGAUUACAUGACUGUAGAUAUUAUUUCUUUAUGUAAUUCACAGUCCUGCUCUCGCAUUCAGACAGAGUGGGUGAGGUUUAUUAUUAAUGUGUUUUCUAUAUCUGCAUCUCAGGGGAGUAUUUAGGCACACAUCAGAAAUGUCAACUCUGUCACGUCACAUGUUACAAGUGCAUAGGACCAGAGAGUGAAGACUGCAUC
Molecule: messenger RNA, 7705 nt
Organism: Triplophysa rosa
Lineage: Eukaryota; Metazoa; Chordata; Actinopteri; Cypriniformes; Nemacheilidae
Gene: pcsk5b
Product: proprotein convertase subtilisin/kexin type 5b
Exons: 21
Coding region: 280-3024 (914 amino acids)
Biological process (GO): peptide hormone processing
Cellular component (GO): Golgi membrane; trans-Golgi network
Molecular function (GO): serine-type endopeptidase activity
Source: RefSeq, a predicted model, not a curated record